Messenger RNA from Camellia sinensis, 1490 nucleotides. The record is from RefSeq and is a predicted model, not a curated record. Lineage: Eukaryota; Viridiplantae; Streptophyta; Magnoliopsida; Ericales; Theaceae.
UGAUUUGUAUGAUUGAAGUUAUCUCCUUUUGUUUAUAAUUUGAUAUAUGGUUUAUCAUUGAUUGGUCAUAUUAUGAUGACUUUAUAAUUAAUUUGUUCUAUGAUAUGUAAAAGGUAAAAACAAAAAUCAUCCAUCUCACUCUAGCCAUAUUUCAAUGAUUUAAAGCCUAUAUGAUAUAUCCACUUGUUGAGAUUAUUGUUGCUUUAUGCUUUAUGUAUAGAAAUAUAUAAUUAUCUUUUCUUUACAUCUAAUGUUCAAUUAUGCUUAUCCACCAAAAAAAUGUUCAAUUAUGCUUUAUAGUUGGGCAAAAUGGACACUACAAAAAAACAGUUGACCAAACAAAGUACCGCAACUAAGAAGGUAACGAACUAUGAGAAACAAAGAAUGAAGGCAAUUAAUAAAAAUCGUGAGAGAAUGAAUGCUCUAGGAGUGAAAAAUAUAACAACUUUUUUGAAGGCUGCAGUUCAACAUAAGAAAUUAAGGAAGGAAAAACAAAUACCAAUUGAGGAAAAUGACGAUGAUUAUCGACCGUCAGAGGCUGAAGAUGGCAGUGACACUGAAUCCUAUGAUUCGUUUGAGCAUGAGUUGUUAGAGAUACCAUCGAGAGCCCGGGGAGGAGUAUGCAAGAAACCACCCACCGAAGGAUAUUGAUCCUACCAAGUGGAUAGAUCUUAUUGAUAAAAAGUGGAACACUAAAGAAUUUCUGGUAACAUUUUUAUCUUUUUUAUUAUGUUAGCGAAGAAAGAAUUUGAUUAGAAUAUGGAAAUAUUCCAAAAAAACUAGAAAGAACACAAUCAACUUGCUGUGAAAUUCCAUAUGUGUUCUUUUUCCCUUAUCCUCUAGGCAUGUAAGUGGAACAUAAUAAAAACCAAAUAAGUGGCAAAAUGAGAAAGGGAAACUAUUAAACAUGGAUUGGAAGACUCACAUAAUAGGAGAUUAAUUUAUGGUUCCUUAAAGUGCACCUUUCAUAUCACAUAAUAAAGAACUAAGAUUUCAAUUUCUAUGAUUGUAUUUUCUAUUUGUUCUUGAGUUUGGUCUGAAGUUUCAUGAUAAUGGUAAGCAACUAGCUGAGUAAGUAAUACAGGGUAUUAAGACAGAACUUUAGAUUUGAUAGAGUUGUGGAAGAAAGAAAGGGAUAUGAGUUUGGUAUCAGUAAUUGUUCCAUAUCUUGUGAAAUGUAAAUGGAUUUUUUCACAAUCUAUCUUGCCCAUGCUUAUAUGCCCCCUAUUUGUGAACGGUGUAAAUUACUCGUUUUUCUUUUUUCACCCAGAAAAACCAUCUUAUGAUGAAAUCUCAACAAGUCCUCUAAUCUUUUUUUCAAAGAAUUGAAUGAAACUAGUGAAUAAUUUGAAACAUCUUUUAAGUUGAAAUGAUAUAUAGGAAAAGGAUAGAUAGGAACAAUGCAAUUUCUUUAUUAUCAAGCAUUAAAUUUGUUUUACUAGUUAUACAUUUCAUUGUUAUAUUGGUUUAUUCUUCCUUACAGGAACAAU